AUGACACGAGGGGCUCUUAUUGGUCUCAUUCAUGCACGAUCGCUUACGGCUGAAAAAUCUCCUGCGCAGGACGGGAACGCCUUGACACUCAUGAGCACAGAUGUUGACAGCGUUGAUACCUGUGCAGAGAUGCUUCAUGAGACUUGGGCUCAAGUUGUGGAAGUAAUAGUCGGAACGACUUUGCUUGCAAGGGAAAUCGGGUGGUUCGCCCUCCUACCUCUGUUGAUCGUACCUGCUAAUCUACUGGGUAUAUUCUCUCCGGUCCUGACAUUGGUAAUGUUUGCAUUGUCCCGCAAGAUGCAGGACCAUCUUGAUGCUGACAUGGUAUUUACAUCUAUUGCUCUUCUCGCCCUUGUCACUCAUCCAGCCAACAUGGUCAUGACUAUUAUUCCUCGUGCAAUUACCUCUUUGGCAAAUUUCGAAAGACUACAAGCUUACUUGACCCAAGGGUCAUUGAGAGACCAGCGUGUGUCUACAUUUCCACCUUCCCUGUGGAGUGACUAUAAACGACUGCCUGGCCAGCGACCCGCAAUCGUGCUGGAAAAUGUGAACGUCCAACUCUCUUCCAGCUCGGCUCCACUACUUCAGGAUGUAAAUCUUCUCCUAGAUGAAGGCUCGAUUUGCAUAUGCUCAGGCCCUAUUGGCAGUGGGAAAUCUGUCCUUGCACUGACUAUCCUGGGAGAAAUGAAUGUCACAAAAGGCAGAGUUGCCGUCCGGGAUGGUCGUAUCGCGUUUUGUAGUCCUUUAGUCUGGCUUCCUGUUGCUUCAAUACGCGAUGUGGUUUGUGGGCAAUCAACGAGCAUUGAUCUGGUCUGGUAUCAGACUGUUAUUCAAGCUUGCAAUCUCAAUGCUGAUUUAGAAAACCUGGUUGACGGAGAUAUGGCAUUGAUUGGAAACGGCGGCAUUAACCUUUCCGCGGGCCAAAAGUCUCGUAUUGCUCUUGCCCGUGCUGUUUAUUCCCGGUGCCAUAUUAUGGUUUUGGAUGAUCCAUUUAGUGCCUUAGAUGGGGCAGUCGAGGACCACAUUGUCAAUGCUUUGCUUGGACCUGAAGGAAUUUUACGCAAGCUCAAAAGCACUAUCUUUCUGAUUACUCACAGUACUCAACAUUAUCCCCUGGCCGACAAGGUCAUAUUACUCAAUGAAGGAAGAGUACAAGUCCUGGGCCCCCAAGAUAAAUUCUUACAAGGCAAUACACAAAUGACAAAAAUCCGCGUUUCAAGAAGAGCAGCAGAAGGUGCUGGGUUUGAAGAGAGCGCCAAAUCACUUGCAUAUGGAACCCGCAUAGAUGACGCCGCUGCCGACACAUCAAGAAGAACCGGCGAUUUGGCAGUCUAUGAUUAUUACUUUGGCUCGGCCGGCAAAUUGAACAUCCUGCUUAUGGCGAGCUGCACCGCAAUAUAUGCUUUCUCUCUCACUUUUUCACAAUACAUUCUGAAGUGGUGGGCCGAGUCUACAACGAAGAACUCAUCUUCAUAUAUGAUCUUCUAUAUCAUGUUUUCAUUACUGGCUUGGAUAGCAACAAAUGGAACCAUGUGUUGCCCGCUUUCAUACUUUUCGACUUUUGAGAUCGGUGCCAUAUUAAACAGAUUUGGUCAGGAUAUUCAGCUUGUUGACAAGGAAUUACCCUCUGCAUUCGCAAAUCUUAGCACCCAAAUCUUCAAAUUGAUCAUGCAGGCCAUUGUCUUAGUGCUGACUCCUGAUCAGGUUGAAGGCAUCAAUACAAUUCGUGCGUUUGGAUGGCAAGGUAAAUUUGCAACCAACAAUAUCGAAAAGCUUGAGGUUGCUCAGAGUCCAUUGUAUCUUCUCCUCUGUCUACAGCGAUGGCUCAAUGUGGUUCUGGAUUUUUUAAUUGCAGGUAUCGCUGUAUCUUUUGUUACUUCGGCAAUGAUAUUCCGUGAAACAGCCACGGGUGCUAGCAUUGGGAUAGCAUUGAACAUGAUUAUUGCUGCAAAUACGACACUACUUCGACUGGUUGAGAAUUGGACAACUCUUGAGACAUCCCUUGGAUCAGUGGCACGGCUGCGUUCUGUUGACCAGGACACCCCCUCUGAGAAGAGGGACUGGGACUCCUUAGAGCCGUCGCAGGAGUGGCCAAAUAUGGGGUCUAUCAAGAUUAAACAUCUAUCAGCAGGUUACAGUUCACAAAGCCCCGUUCUCCAUGAUAUUGAUAUGGACAUCCCAGCUGGCCAACACCUUGUCCUAUGUGGCCGAACCGGAAGUGGGAAAAGCACUUUUUUUCUCAUGCUGCUUCAGCUAUUGACUUUCCAUGGUGGCACCAUUGAGGUUGAUGGUGUGGACAUCUCUCGGCUGCCAGUGAAUAUUGUACGGCGGCGCUGCUUCAUUUCAGUUCCCCAGGACCCGUUCAUUCUUCCCAACGCGAGCCUUCGAUUCAACCUUGACCCAUAUAAUCAACAUCAGGAUGCUUAUAUUUUGAAAGUUCUCCAGAGAACUGGAGUUUGGCCCGAUAUUCAAGAUACCCUGAGCAGAACAAUGAACGGUCUUGUUCUUAAAACUGGGAAUUCGAAUUUUCUUGAUCUGCCAAUGACUGCUUUCCCACCAAUGUCUACAGGUCAAAGGCAGAUGCUUGCCCUAGCUCAGACGCUGCUAAGAGCCCAACCAUCAACUCGCGGCUACGAUUCUGCGAUUAUCCAACGGAAACCAAUUGUAAUUCUUGAUGAGGCCAGUUCCUCGUUAGACCUUGAAACAGAGACGAAGAUGCAGGAGAUCUUAAAAGAACACUUUUCGAGUCAGGGACACACUAUCAUUUCUAUUUCUCACAGGCUGAAUAGCCUGCAAAAUGACUUACGACCCGGAUUGGACAAGGUGGUUUGGAUGGUGAAUGGGCGCCUCGAGGAACUCCAGGGAUUCAGCGCUAACACUGGCAUCCCUGGUACAACAGACGCCAGUGAUGAUUCUGAAUAG
This is a messenger RNA of Penicillium macrosclerotiorum, 2922 nucleotides long. RefSeq lists its product as uncharacterized. The record is from RefSeq and is a predicted model, not a curated record. NCBI's taxonomy places the organism in Eukaryota, Fungi, Ascomycota, Eurotiomycetes, Eurotiales, Aspergillaceae. The coding region runs from base 1 to 2922 and encodes 973 amino acids. Gene Ontology annotation, biological process: transmembrane transport. Gene Ontology annotation, molecular function: ABC-type transporter activity; ATP hydrolysis activity; ATP binding. Gene Ontology annotation, cellular component: membrane. The transcript has 11 exons.